UUGUCUACACUGGCAAGUUUCUGCGCAGGAAAGCAGCUUUCUGCGGUAUAACUCCCAAAGUGUAGACACUGCCAAGCCACUUAGCAUGCAGAAACUGCACAGUUGCAGCACUUAAAAAACCCACCCUGACGAGAGGCGCAGAGCUUUCUGUGCUGGGGCUACAGCGCCACAGUGCCGGUGUAGACACCCUCGUUGCUUACAGCCCUGCAGUUGGCCUCCGGGAGGUGUCCCACAAUGCCUGUUCUCGCCUCUCUGGUCAUGGGGUUCAACUCUACUGCCCUGCCCUCAGGUGACCAACCGUGAGCCCCGCCCCUUAAAUUUCUUGGAAAUUAUGAAAGUCCCCUUCCUGUUUGCUCGCUGACAUGUGAAGUGGUCUCAGCACAUCUUUCCAGGUGGCCAUGCCUGCUCCACGCACUAGGCGAUCCCCCACUGGGAGCAAUGCCGAGCUGCUGGACCUCAUCAGAUUUGGGGAGGGGAGGCUGUCCAGUCCUAGCUGCACUCCAGCAGUAGGAAUUAUGAUACCUACAGACAGUUCACGAUGCAUGACAGAAAGGGGCCAUGACCGGGACACGCUGCAGUGCAGGGUCAAAGUGAAGGAGCUGUGGAACGCUUACCACAAGGCACGGGAGGCAAACCGCCACUCCGGUGCUGCGCCCACAAGCUGCUGGUUCUACAAAGAGCUGGAUGUGAUAAUCGGUGGUGACGCCACCUCCAUUGCGAAGGCCCCUGUGGAUACUUCAGUUGCUCACGGGCUAGUCGAGAAUGGACGGAGCCAGGAGGAGGAAAUCUUGGACGAAGAUGUGGAGGGGGACCCAGAGGCAGAGGACGACUCAGAGGUCAGAAGGGCAUGCAGUCAGGAGCUCUUCUUUACCUCGGAGGAGGCUAGCCAGUCACAGCUGUUGGAGUUUGGCAAAGCACAAACAGGAGAGGAGCCCCCUGAUAUGACCUUGGGAGCCCAGCCUCCCUCUUCGUUAUCGCUGGCUGAACUGCUGCGCAGAAUUAGAAAGUGGCCACGAAGAACUAAAGAGGACUUUCUGCGUGAUGUCAUGAUGCACUCCGCAGCCGAAAAACAGUAAUUGAAGGAGUGGCAGGACAGCAAGAAGAGGCACCGAAAGGAGAAUGCAGCGCGCCAGAAUGAAGCCACGGAGUGGCCCUUAAACAUUAUGGAGCGCCAAGCAGACACGCUUCAAGCACUGCAAACCAAGCAGCUCCGUGCCCGCCCUCCCCUGCAGCCGCUGUCACAAAACUCUUUCCCAUGCACCCUCUAGACACCACCAACACACUCUUAUCAACCUCCUGGCUCCAGUCUGUACCCACAGCAUUCCACUCCCCCCCCCCGUCACAGUCCAGCAUGGCGGACUCCCAGUACCCACUGCACUCAACACCCAUCCCUCUGCAGUUUAGCCCUCCUGAAGUACAGUACCCGCUGCACUGUACUCCAAAGGACAAGGCUGCAUAUGAUACCUGGACAUACACAAAUCUUUAACGUCCCUGGGACCUCACCUCCUCAUGGGGACCCUUCCUUCCCCUUCCUCCACCCCCCACAGGGCUGAUGUGUUUUUUUGU
Caretta caretta (loggerhead turtle) is the source of this 1566-nucleotide messenger RNA. NCBI's taxonomy places the organism in Eukaryota, Metazoa, Chordata, Testudines, Cheloniidae. The record is from RefSeq and is a predicted model, not a curated record.